Molecule: messenger RNA, 240 nt
Organism: Rangifer tarandus platyrhynchus (Svalbard reindeer)
Lineage: Eukaryota; Metazoa; Chordata; Mammalia; Artiodactyla; Cervidae
Source: the annotation of a GenBank genome assembly
AUGGCUGCGCCGGUGCAGCCGUGCUCGGGCGUCUUCCCACGAGCCCCGCUGCACGCUCAUCUCUGCUCCGUCUCCAGCACGUGUGACCGCGGGCCUUCGUCAGCCACCAGCGUCGGGGGCCAGGGUGGCCGCAGUGGGAUUCCUGCUGGAACCGUGUCCCACAGCUUCUCCUGGGCACACGACUCCCGGAUCUACGGCUUCCAAGCUCGUGGCCACACUUCUGGAGACACUGUGGGCUAA